AUGGCAAUGAACUUCGUGACCUUUAACCAAGACUACAGCUAUCUGGCUGUUGCGACCUCGAAGGGUUUUCGCAUAUUCACCACGGAUCCUUUUGCGAAGAGUUAUGAGACGAAAGAGGGAAAUAUUGCCAUCAUCGAGAUGCUGUUCUCGACAUCUCUUGUUGCGCUCAUCCUCUCACCGCGUCGUCUUCAAAUCACUAAUACUAAGCGCCAAUCUACGAUAUGCGAGCUAACCUUCCCCACGACCGUGCUGGCGGUCAAAUUGAACCGAAAACGACUCGUGAUUGUCCUUGAAGAUCAGAUCUAUCUUUACGACAUCCAGACGAUGAAAUUGCUCUACACCAUCCAGACGUCGCCCAACCCCAACGCUAUCUGCGCGCUAUCACCGUCCUCUGAUAAUUGUUAUCUCGCAUACCCUCUUCCACAAAAGGCGCCGCCUUCUUCGUUCAAUCCGCCGUCUCAUACUCCUCCGGGGAAUACUCAUGUAUCGCCGACGAGCGGAGAGGUUCUGAUAUUCGAUACUUUAAAACUGGAGGCCAUUAAUGUCAUUGAAGCUCACCGAUCUCCGCUGGCUUGCAUCACGCUCAACAGCGAUGGCACUCUGCUGGCCACCGCUUCCGACAAGGGAACCAUAAUCCGCGUCUUCUCCGUUCCUGACGGCCACAAGCUCUACCAAUUCCGACGCGGUUCGAUGCCAUCGAGAAUUUUCAGUAUGUCGUUCAAUACCACAUCGACCCUGCUUUGCGUCUCCUCGUCUACAGAGACAAUACACCUUUUCAAGUUGAGCCAUCCAACAUCAUCGCCAGAUGCCUCCCCUUCGUCUUCCUCACCUGUAGGUCGUGACAGGUCCCUCAGUCAAAGCUCCUCCGGUUAUUCGCCUGACCGCGGCGACCUGACAGGAGACAUUGGCUCAUCGGAUUUCCCCGCCCGGAAACACAAUGGAACUCUUAUGGGUAUGAUCAGACGGACCUCGCAAAAUGUUGGCAGUACUGUCGCUGCCAAGGUGGGGGGUUACCUUCCGAAAGGAGUCAGCGAAAUGUGGGAGCCGACCCGCGAUUUUGCUUGGUUCAAACUGCCAAAGCCAAACCAGACUUCUGGUGGUGGCGGAAACAAUGGCCCUCUCCGUAGCGUGGUUGCUAUGAGUAGCAACACACCUCAGGUCAUGGUGGUUACCAGCGACGGUAAUUUCUAUGUCUUCAGCAUCGACCUCUCGAAGGGCGGCGAGGGUACGCUGACAAAACAGUACUCGGUGCUCGAGUCGAACGACCGCCUGGGAUACUCUGUAACGGAUUACUAA
Messenger RNA from Aspergillus pseudoviridinutans, 1296 nucleotides. RefSeq names its product phosphoinositide binding protein ATG18. Gene Ontology annotation, biological process: autophagy of mitochondrion; protein lipidation; protein localization to phagophore assembly site. Gene Ontology annotation, cellular component: fungal-type vacuole membrane; cytosol; phagophore assembly site membrane. Gene Ontology annotation, molecular function: phosphatidylinositol-3,5-bisphosphate binding; phosphatidylinositol-3-phosphate binding; protein binding. The record is from RefSeq and is a predicted model, not a curated record. The coding region runs from base 1 to 1296 and encodes 431 amino acids. NCBI's taxonomy places the organism in Eukaryota, Fungi, Ascomycota, Eurotiomycetes, Eurotiales, Aspergillaceae. The transcript is spliced from 5 exons.